Messenger RNA from Porites lobata, 15309 nucleotides. Lineage: Eukaryota; Metazoa; Cnidaria; Anthozoa; Scleractinia; Poritidae. The record is from the annotation of a GenBank genome assembly.
AUGAAGGUCACCAAGGAUACAGUUACAAUUAGUGACCUAGCUAUAGGGAAUUGGUAUGGUUCAAAAGGAUAUACUGUUCAACUGAAAGAUGCUGAUCCAAAUGAGCUUGAGCUUUUUAUCCAAAAGUUGCCCGCCUCUAUCAAAGGUAAGACUAAGAGUAUGAAAUGUAAUUUCUAAUACUUUUUUUGAUUUUGGUUUUGCAACAAAAAGGCACAUGGUUGAACCUCUAGCUGUACGUGAUGUAGUGUAUAGAUACAGGCAGAUCAAGCUUAUGGCGAGAGUUCAGUAGUUAGUUUGGUUCUUAUAAAGCCGUACAGGUGCAGUCAGACAAUGAUACAGGCAGCCCAAGCUUAUGGUGUCAGUAGUUAGUUAGGUUUUGGUUUUUGAAUUAUGAUAAAACCCGUACAUAUGUAUGGAUACAGGCAGCCCAAGCUUAUGGUGUGACUAGUUAGUUUUGGUUUUGGUUUUUGAAUUUGACGGCAUAUUGGUUAAACCUGUACAGUUAGUCAGUCAAUGAUAGGCAGCCCAAGCUGUUGGUGUGAGAAGUUAAAUAGUCUGUAGGUUUUGAUUUUUGAAUUUAAAGACAUAUGGUUAAAUCCUGUGUUCAUGUGCAAGGUGUUAAACGGUGUUAAACAAAGUCGCGUUCUGAACGCUUUUAAAUUUGGUCUACUUUCGACCUUUCCGUUUCUGUUACGCCGCAAAAUAUUAUAAUUGAUAGAAUUAACGCAAAAUGCAAUGGCAUUAAGCAUUGUAAAACAGCUUUCUGAACAAAAUGUAGGAAUUACAUAACGCAAAGUGUAAUAAAUUUUUAGUGCAAAACGUAACAACUUCUUUUGCGCGAAAUGUUACAAAGCAAAAUGUAGCAAAUAAAGCUGUUAAGAAAAGGAAAACCUGGCAAGCGUGAGCGUGUAAGCCUCCUUGUUAAGGAUUGUCACAAGACCCGCCAUAUCAAGGUGUUCGAUGCAAAAAUUAUUGCGCUUUAUUGAAUCGAAAAAUCUUUGAAUAUUUCUUUGCACGCUUUCGGAAGGGUAAAUAAUCGAGCAAUUAAACUUACCAAACGAGAUGGGUCUAAGAAAAACUAUUUUUAACCCUUCUAUACCUGUUCUUUCAAUAGGCUCACCGUGUUUAGUCAAUUACAUGUAAACGCUGCCCUGGAAUAAACGUUCAAUUAACGCUGUUCUCGAAUAAUCGCCGCACACAACAAGAGGAAUGCGGCGUUUAUUCGAGGAUUAAAAAAAAAUCGGUACAAUUGGUAGUCUACACUGGCCCUAGCCACAAGUUGCUCCAAAAUUUCGAAAAAGUUGCUUGAAGUUGCUUGAAUUUUACAAAAAGUUGCUCCUUAAGUAAAAUCAAAAUGACAUGAGUGACAGCCAUUUUCGCGUUUUUAAGACAAACGCCACUGAUUAAUUACAACAACGCAAUUCAAAACUACUUCCUUCUUUGCCCUGUUUGUAAACACAACUGCUACAGGUGACAUUCAAACGCACAACUGUGGAAUGUCUUUCGUUUUCCUGUGCAAUAAGAAAAUAAGAGUACUUAAUUAAGUGAUUUUACUUUACACGUGAUUGCCGAGAAAUAGUUCAUGACAAUUAUAUAUCACGAAAUAGUUACAAUAAAGGAAAAAAAUUCGUAUUGGUCGCAUAAAUCAGUCAGUAUCGUGUGAAAAAGAACGCUGUGAGUCGAAAUUCCUUCAUGAGAUCAAUAUCUUUGUUCUCUUUGGUUUUGUAGCUAUUGCAGCGUUUUCAGGCUUACUUAGAUUUGCAUCAAGCGUUUUGGCUUCGCUGAUAGUAGUCAAAGUUAGAGAGUUAGAAUUUUCUUGCCCUAAACUAACUGAAGAUUCAGUGUUUGCCAUCAUUAUGAAAAAGGCACGAACGGCUGACCCCAAACCGCGGGUAGUUUAAUUGAGAAGCAGGGGUGGGUGUUAGGUGGCUGAGGGGUGGGGGAUGGGGCACAAAUAUCGAUUUUCACUUAACAAGGCUUAAACAGUAUCAUGGGACUGUUUAAUUGCCUUAUGUUGCUUAAAAUUUAAUCAAGUUGCCCAAAAACUAAAAGUUGCUCCAAAAGGUGCCUAGGGCUAGUCUACACCGUCCAGACUAUUACAAUUCUAUCUUAAAAAUUAAGAAACACCGUGGCUUUUUUUAUACGGUAUAUCACGCUGGUUCCUACAUGCUUGUGCUUAUAGUUAACAUGACAUUUCAUGGCUUUAGAUUCUGGUCAAAACACAGCCGGUAUAUAGUCCCGGAUUACUAAGUUUUUGCUAAGAUUUAUCGGAUCAUUAUACGUCUCUGGGAAACUGCCCACCUACCCCUCCCCUAAAGUGAAAUGUCCUCCUUCACCGCAGGAUAGGAUAUAUAUUCACGAUUCGUUUUUUUUUUUCAGUCUGCGUUAAAGGACAUAAAUGUCUGUUUUUAGACACCUCUUAUGUGCCUUGCAAUAAGGAAUGCAACAUAAAAAGUUUCUCUUAGCCACUUUUCCAGUGCAUGUAACUUUUAUCGGUAUAGAAGUGACUAUGUAGCUGAAGAAUUUAAUUUUUAUAUUUUACAUUGUUGCAUCUCCAGUUUAAUAAAACGUUGUUACAAUUUGCGUUCAAAACUUGUUACAUUUUGCGUUAAAGCGUUUUUGCAUUUUGGAUUAAAGGUUUUGUUCAAAGGCUGGAUAGCGCUAUCCACCGGGUAAAUCUCUAUCCAGUGGAUAGUGUAAUUAGUUUCCCCAAUACUUAUCCACUGGAUAAUGAUUUACCCGGUGGAUAGCGCUAUCCACCGGGUAAAUCUCUAUCCAGUGGAUAGUGUAAUUAGUUUCCCCAAUACUUAUCCAUUGGAUAGUGAUUUACCCGGUGGAUAGCGCUAUCCACCGGGUAAAUCUCUAUCCAGUGGAUAGUGUAAUUAGUUUCCCCAAUACUUAUCCAUUGGAUAGUGAUUUACCCGGUGGAUAGCGCUAUCCACCGGGUAAAUCUCUAUCCAGUGGAUAGUGUAAUUAGUUUCCCCAAUACUUAUCCGUUGGAUAGUGAUUUACCCCGUGGAUAGCGCUAUCCAACAUUUGAACAACCGUGGCCAGAUGUUUUCACAUUUCGCGUUAAUUGGCGCCAUAAUCUUCGUCUCUCCGCACCUUGUCGAGUAACGAAUUGUCUAACACUGGAAAAUAAUAAUCAAAAAAGGCGGUGGGGGGGGGGGGGGGGGGGGGACAAAAAUCAGCUGCUAUAGGGUUGUAACUCAACUUCGCAAGCUGAAGACGUUUUACAAACAAGCAAUGUUAAGUGACAAUUGGGCGAAAGGGACCAUUCUAAAUUUCAUUUUAUUUAUCAAUAUUUCGUUAUGCACAGUUGUCACUCAGUUUCAAGAGAAGAAAUGCAGUGCAUUUUCUGUUAAGUCAAGGGUUUUUUGUAGGUAAAACCAUAUGCUCCUGGUGAAACGUAGUCUGUUUGCCCAUGGUACUCAAGUGAUUUUGAUUGCUUUGUAUCGUUUUUGAAUAAUCCUUUCAGAAAAAAUGCAAGAUCUACGCGAAGCAAACUCGACAAGCCGAACCUCAGAAUUAGAAACCGGACAGUUGAGAGAUUUUCAGCCACGUGAAGAAAAUUUCCAGAGGCAGUUAAGAUAUGUGCAGCAACGCGAAGAGAAUUUACAAAGACAGUUCAGAGAGCUUCAGGAACGGGAACAGAGUUCUCAGAGGCAGCUUACGGAGUCGCGGCAGCGUGAACAAAAUUUGAAGCGGCAACAAAUGAAAUUUUCAGACCCCCGAGGUGAACUUAACAUCGACGAAGGUAAGCAUGCUUUGGCACACACCCUCCUCGAUCUGCUUAAUUCUUCAUAUCCUACUCAGCCUCAUUCAUUAAUUACUAAAUAUUGCAUUAGUAGUCGAUAUUUAUUACAUUAGUGGUUACAUUAGUAGUUACAUGAUCACUCAGACCAACUGUGGCCCUGUUACGACAGCAAAUAUACGGUACAUCAGAGGCGCCUCCGAAACUACUGUACGUAUAUUACAACCAUACAAUAUACGUGUUGCACACAAACCGAUAACCACUUAAGGUGGCUCGAUAUAGUUUUUCAAGGUCAAUACCUCCCAAGUUUGAGCGUAAACUGCGUCGCCAUAAACAAGGAUUUGGAAAAAUUGACACCACAGUUGUAUUAGAUAAAAAAGAAAAUUGGUUAUGAUCAGGGUUGCAAUGACAUCGGAGUUGUCAUAGCAACGAAAUGACGCCAUUACCUAUUUUACUUGCAGCAGUAUUUCUCGGCACUGGGAACUGUUCUUCCAAAAUCGUUUACUGGAGCUUUUACCUACGAUAGCUGCCUCGAUGUUCGUGAAGUUUAAGCGAAAUCUGUAAGAGCGUUAUCGAGAUAUUUUGGGAUGAGGUUUUUUUGGUUAGAAAUACGGUAAAAAAUUGACAAUCUUGAUGUUCGACUGUUAUCUGUACUAAACGAAGCGCUUUUGACAUGCAAUUUCACCUCAUAGUAGUUUCAAUCUUUUUAAAAACGUGUGUGAAAGAUCUUGGAGAUACCUCCAGCCGAUUGCUAGAAAGGAGGAUUUGAUUAGUAUGUAUCAAGUCGAUCUUGUUAGCGGUGAUGUAAACAUUUCGGUCUACUUUAACAAAUUAGCGAAUAAUUUUUAAACCGCUCGAUAAAUUUUCUAAAAAAUUUAAGAGUGUUGAGAUAAACCGUCCUUUUAUUUGACCUCUUAGUUUCAAGAUUAUUGAUAUAUUGUAAGGUAGUAAAAUAAGGGCUACAAUUCGCUAAUAUUUUGUCAGAAAUUUUGUCUUUGCAAGUGAGAGCCUCUUAUUAUUCAGGGGUAUUGUCUCAAAGUUUCAUUUUCACGUGAACAGCAGUAACUAACAAUGCAUUUGACAUAUGCUAAACUGCUAGCUAUUGUUAUGCACGAAAAUAUGAAACUUGGAGACAAUACCCUGAAUAAUGAGAGGCUCUCACUUGUAAACACAAAAUUUCUGACAAAAUGUUAGCGAAUUCAAGCCCUUAUUUUACUGCCUUACAAUAUAUCAAUAAUCUUGAAACUAAGAGGUCAUAUAAAAGGAGGGUUAAUCUCCAGAUUCUUAAAUUUUCUAAAAAAUUUAUCGAGUGGUUUAAAAAUUAUUCGCUAAUUUGUUAAAGUAGACCGAAAUGUUUACAUCACCGCUAACAAGAUCGACUUGAUACAUACUAAUCAAAUCCUCCUUUCUAGCAAUCGGCUGGAGGUAUCUCCAAGAUCUUUCACACACGUUUUUAAAAAGAUUGAAACUACUAUGAGGUGAAAUUGCAUGUCAAAAGCGCUUCGUUUAGUACAGAUAACAGUCGAACAUCAAGAUUGUCAAUUUUUUACCGUAUUUCUAACCAAAAAAACCUCAUCCCAAAAUAUCUCGAUAACGCUCUUACAGAUUUCGCUUAAACUUCACGAACAUCGAGGCAGCUAUCGUAGGUAAAAGCUCCAGUAAACGAUUUUGGAAGAACAGUUCCCAGUGCCGAGAAAUACUGCUGCAAGUAAAAUAGGUAAUGGCGUCAUUUCGUUGCUAUGACAACUCCGAUGUCAUUGUAACCCUGAUCAUAACAAAUUUUCAUCUUUAUCUAAUACAACUGUGGUGUUAAUUUUUCCAAAUCUUUGUUUAUGGCGACGCAGUUUACGCUCAAACUUGAGAGGUAUUGACCCUGAAAAACUGUAUCGAGCCACCUUAACGGCGACUGCUUACUAAUGUCAAGGACAAAGACAAACCGGAGGACAGACAGGAAGCAGUAUACAAGAUCAAAUGCUGCGACUGCCAGGCUUUUUACAUUGGUGAAACCGGUAGAAACCUAAGCACUCGACUGACCGAACACAAACGAGCGACGAGGAAUGGUGACGUCAACAAUCACAUUGCUGAGCACCAUUUACAGACGAAACAUCAAAUUGACUGGGACUCUGCGACAUGUAUAACGUAUUCUACAGACUACUAUCAACGUCUUACUUUAGAAAGCUGGUUUACUAACUUAGAACAAACGCCACUGAAUCGUAGCCAAUAGUUACCAGCGCCGUACAAACGACUUAUUGACGAGAUCAAGCAAAACUAACUACGAGAGAACGACUGGAGAACUGACAAUUUGACUAACAAUAGACGACUGUUUAACUGUGACAAUAGACGGAUCGAAACGCACCAAUUACAGGAUGUGGUCCUUGAUCCGCGACUUUUCCGAAAAUGAUAAAUAAUUUCGUCGAGAAAAAAAAUACUUUGAAUAAUGAAAGAUAUCGUGAUUUACUGAUAAGCAUUCUUUCAUAUGACGAAGUUUCGGCUUUCUUGCUGUGGGUGAAGACGCGAAAUUAAAGUUUGUUGACAGGUAGGUUAAUUUGUAUUUCUUGAAGUUUGGAUUUUUGCGGCACUGUAAAUUACAUGGUCAUGUUUACUUAGCAUGCGAAUAAAUAAAACGCAACGGGAAGACGUGCCUUUUUGCAGAACAGGUUUUCAGAUCAACUUAUUUCUGCUGUUGGAAGCAUAUUGCUGUAGACUCUGAAUUUUUUGUUUUAUCGACGCUUGAAAAAUAUCACCAAAUUUCGCUUAGCGGUCCUUGGUCCGCGACUUAUGACCUUGGUUGGAUAAAACUUCCCAAAAUAAAAAGCGACGACCUUUGUUUUCGAAGAAUGUUUUGAAAAUCGUCCCUAUACAUGUCUACAAGUUCUCUUUAUUAAAUACCUCGAAUACAUACAGAGUUUUUAUUAAUUAUUUUCGACCGCGCUGAAAACCGCUCGCCGACGCUCGUGUGGGAGACUCAAGGAGACUGUUGUCUGAAGUCUUUGAAACAAAAGCAGAUUAUGUUAUACUCACAACAUCUUCCGAAAAAAACUGUAGCUUAAUUGCAUGAAGAAAAGAAAAAAAAUACACGAAAUAUUGUGAAAAUCACGUUUUCGUGGGGAAACUAUAGCAUUUUUACGUUUUUUUCGUGCUGCUUACCUGAGACGCGGACGAAGGACCAUCGAAAACGGUCGCCUUUUUUCGAAUUCCAAGCAAAAUAUUUAUGUUUGGAACUUGGUACAUAAAAGCUAUCUUCAGGGAGUAUUUCAGCUCGUUACGUGAAGAUUCGGGUAAGAUAUUCAAGUUAAUGACUUUUAGACGCAGACCAAGGACCGCAUACUGUACUGAACUGAUUACGAGUCUUCACAGCCAAUAACAUCACGGUUUAACUGACAGACGACCAACAACAUCGCGACGUAAUUGAUCAAUCAGAUCAAUAACCAGAGCAUAAUACCAUCAACUGACGUGAUACAACUCACUUUGAUUCUGAAGAUGACUACCGCACAGAUUGUCGAAACGUCAGUCACUGUCAACAACAACAGUCCUAUUCAGGACUGCGUUCACCCGGACCAUCAAACUCAACCUCUUUUAGUAGUUAGUGUACAUACAUACAUACAUACAUACACACAUACACACACGCAUACAUACAUACAUAAACUUUAUUUAUCCUCGGAUUUUAGUGUAGCUUACAUAGCUAGUAUCUCCGAUCCUAACUAAUUUUAAAAGUUACAACAUAUAUAAUAUAAUAUUCAUUAAUGUAUAGUAUUAACUAAAACCGUGCACCAACAAUUUGCGCUUAAAUUCACUAUAAUCUACAGUCUUUCUAAAGUGAUCAGGUAGAGAAUUCCAGUACUUAACAGAUGAAUAGCUAAAGUGUUACAGUUGUGGUCGAUUUUUACAUUAGUGGGUGAUACAGUGUGCGCCUUUACCUUUUAACUUCUUUUAACGCGAGCGUACGAAUUAGCUGUCGAAAGAUAAAAAUCCUAGAGAAUUUUAAUAAUGAAAGCGCUUGCAACAGAAAAGUCCUAAUCAUAUCCUAGUAUGCAUUAAAUCAUGGAGAAACUAAAGAAGAAUUAUCAAAAGGUAAACUGAAGGAGAGUGCUCAACAGUCCAGAUAAAAGUCAUAUGUGCACAUUGCCAUCGCCGGCCGCUUCUCGCUCUAAAGCAGGCCUCUCGGCCCACGAAACUUGUCCAGUGUCACAGCUAACAACCCUACCGGAAAAUAAUCAUCGGAGACGAUCGCCAUGGACUCCCAAUACACUUUGCUGAUGUGAAUGUUAAAGGUAACUUCAGCUGGUAAUAGCUUGGUAAUUACCUGAUAAUCUGAAAAAAUGUUUGCAGAGAUUAAAUUUAACGCUUAAAAUUGAUCGUCUGCCAAAAUGCUCUUUAUCGAAAAGGCUGUAUCAAUACGUCUUGUAUGAAUCGAAGUCUAAAAUACAUAUACUUUUAUGCCAGUAAGAAUGAGGGCUCGCUCAAGGGAGGAACUAUUUUUGGAGAAAUGUCAGUUAAAAAACAAGCAAUACCCGUAGAGACGAUGGGUGCAAGUCAUUCUGAAUAUUAAUUUCAUCUUCUUUUGAUCGGUUGCCUGUGAUUAUUCUGCCCGUUGGGCGUACGUUUUAUUUUUGUUCAAAAUUCAAAAUUUCCCUGCGUAACAAUUUGUUGAUUACCAAGUGGUUUCGUCCAUUUACACUACUGUGAUCUUGCUUGGAAGAACCACAUAGAAGGGACAGUUAAUAGCCUUAGAAGUGUCUUUAUAAGUGUCUUCAUAUUAUUGUACAUGCACUACUCUUUCAUCAUUGCUGAUCCUACAGCAUGUAGGACGUGUGUCACAUAUGAAACUAGUAAAUAAUUCAGUAUAUUGACCCUUACAAUUAUUGUCUCUGUAUCAUUUUAUAGUACUGUUUCAUCAUUGCUGAUCCUAGCAGUAUGUAGGACGUCUUUCACUUAUGAACGUAGUAAAUGGCUUUGUAGCCUUACCAUCAGUGUCUCUAUCAUUAUACAGUACUCUUUCAUCAUUGCUGAUCCUAACAGUAUGUAGGACGUCUGUCACAUAUGAACCUAGUAAAUGGCUUGGCAGCCUUACUAUCAGUGUCUCUGUAUCAUUAUACAGUACUCUUUCAUCAUUGCUGAUCCUAGCAGUAUGUAGGACGUCUGUCACAUAUGAACCUAGUAAAUGGCUUGGCAGCCUUACUAUCAGUGUCUCUGUAUCAUUAUACAGUACUCUUUCAUCAUUGCUGAUCCUAGCAGUAUGUAGGACGUCUGUCACAUAUGAACCUAGUAAAUGGCUUGGCAGCCUUACUAUCAGUGUCUCUGUAUCAUUAUACAGUACUCUUUCAUCAUUGCUGAUCCUAGCAGUAUGUAGGACGUGUGUCACAUAUGAACCUAGUAAAUGUUUUAGUAGCCUUACCAUCAGUACCUCUGUAUCAUUAUACAGUACUCUUUCAUCAUUGCUGAUCCUAGCAGUAUGUAGGACGUCUGUCACAUAUGAACCUAGUAAAUGGCUUAGUAGCCUUCCCAUCAGUGUCUCUGUAUCAUUAUACAGCACUCUUUCAUCAUUGCUGAUCCUAGCAGUAUGUAAAACGUGUGUCACAUAUGAAUCUAGUAAAUGGCUUGGCAGCCUUCCCAUCAGUGUCUCUGUAUCAUUAUACAGUACUCUUUCAUCAUUGUUGAUCCUAGCAGUAUGUAGGACGUCUGUCACAUAUGAACCUAGUAAAUGGCUUAGUAGCCUUCCCAUCAGUGUCUCUGUAUCAUUAUACAGUACUCUUUCAUCAUUGCUGUUCCUAGCAGUAUGUAGGACGUGUGUCACAUAUGAACCUAGUAAAUGGCUUAGUAGCCUUCCCAUCAGUGUCUCUGUAUCAUUAUACAGUACUCUUUCAUCAUUGCUGUUCCUAGCAGUAUGUAGGACGUGUGUCACAUAUGAACCUAGUAAAUGGCUUAGUAGCCUUCCCAUCAGUGUCUCUGUAUCAUUAUACAGUACUCUUUCAUCAUUGCUGAUCCUAGCAGUAUGUAGGACGUGUGUCACAUAUGAACCUAGUAAAUGGCUUAGUAGCCUUCCCAUCAGUGUCUCUGUAUCAUUAUACAGUACUCUUUCAUCAUUGCUGAUCCUAGCAGUAUGUAGGACGUGUGUCACAUAUGAACCUAGUAAAUGGCUUAGUAGCCUUCCCAUCAGUGUCUCUGUAUCAUUAUACAGUACUCUUUCAUCAUUGCUGAUCCUAGCAGUAUGUAGGACGUGUGUCACAUAUGAACCUAGUAAAUGUUUUAGUAGCCUUACUAUCAGUGUCUCUGUAUCAUUAUACAGUACUCUAUCAUCAUUGCUGAUCCUAGCAGUAUGUAGGACGUGUGUUACAUAUGAACCUAGUAAAUGUUUUAGUAGCCUUACUAUCAGUGUCUCUGUAUCAUUAUACAGUACUCUUUCAUCAUUGCUGAUCCUAGCAGUAUGUAGGACGUGUGUCACAUAUGAACCUAGUAAAUGGCUUAGUAGCCUUCCCAUCAGUGUCUCUGUAUCAUUAUACAGUACUCUUUCAUCAUUGUUGAUCCUAGCAGUAUGUAGGACGUGUGUCACAUAUGAACCUAGUAAAUGGCUUAGUAGCCUUCCCAUCAGUGUCUCUGUAUCAUUAUACAGUACUCUUUCAUCAUUGCUGAUCCUAGCAGUAUGUAGGACGUGUGUUACAUAUGAACCUAGUAAAUGUUUUAGUAGCCUUACUAUCAGUGUCUCUGUAUCAUUAUACAGCACUCUUUCAUCAUUGCUGAUCCUAGCAGUAUGUAGGACGUGUGUCACAUAUGAACCUAGUAAAUGGCUUAGUAGCCUUCCCAUCAGUGUCUCUGUAUCAUUAUACAGUACUCUUUCAUCAUUGCUGAUCCUAGCAGUAUGUAGGACGUGUGUCACAUAUGAACCUAGUAAAUGACUUAGUAGCCUUCCCAUCAGUGUCUCUGUAUCAUUAUACAGUACUCUUUCAUCAUUGUUGAUCCUAGCAGUAUGUAGGACGUCUGUCACAUAUGAACCUAGUAAAUGACUUAGUAGCCUUCCCAUCAGUGUCUCUGUAUCAUUAUACAGUACUCUUUCAUCAUUGCUGAUCCUAGCAGUAUGUAGGACGUGUGUCACAUAUGAACCUAGUAAAUGACUUAGUAGCCUUCCCAUCAGUGUCCCUGUAUCAUUAUACAGUACUCUUUCAUCAUUGCUGAUCCUAGCAGUAUGUAGGACGUCUGUCACAUAUGAACCUAGUAAAUGACUUAGUAGCCUUCCCAUCAGUGUCUCUGUAUCAUUAUACAGUACUCUUUCAUCAUUGCUGAUCCUAGCAGUAUGUAGGACGUGUGUCACAUAUGAACCUAGUAAAUGACUUAGUAGCCUUCCCAUCAGUGUCCCUGUAUCAUUAUACAGUACUCUUUCAUCAUUGCUGAUCCUAGCAGUAUGUAGGACGUCUGUCACAUAUGAACCUAGUAAAUGACUUAGUAGCCUUCCCAUUUGUGUCUCUGUAUCAUUAUACAGUACUCUUUCAUCAUUGCUGAUCCUAGCAGUAUGUAGGACGUGUGUUACAUAUGAACCUAGUAAAUGUUUUAGUAGCCUUACUAUCAGUGUCUGUGUAUCAUUAUACAGCACUCUUUCAUCAUUGCUGAUCCUAGCAGUAUGUAAGACGUGUGUCAUAUAUGAAUCCAGUAAAUUGUUUUGCAUGCAUCACUGCCAAUCCUAGCAGCAGAGAUAGAAUCUUUAUUGAAACUCGCUUACAAUAUAUAGCGCACUCGUGCUAGUUUGAGCGAGCAAAAAGUACUAAAGCUACAAAAUGCCUAAAAUAAAAUUGAACAUAAUAAAAGAUAUAAUGAUGACUGCAUACCAGCAAAGUCAAUUUUGCAUAUUAUGUUUUUGAAAGAACGAAGAUCCUGAGAUAAUCUUAUAUUAUCUGUGAGAAAAUUCCAUAAGUUAGGCCCUAACUAUCUGACCCAAGUUAGUCCAUAUGAUGUUGUAUUACAGUUGGGAAUAGAUAAAAUAUGAGACGCUCCAAGACCAUAUGGUGUGGCACGUAAAAAGACGACAUCCCUAAUAUACACUAUUAAGACAAUAUAACACACCCCACUCAAACGUUCACUCGCAACUGGACUGCACUCGGUUAUCCCCUCCCAGCUCCCUCCCCCACCCCACCUUCACCGAUGAAAGUGUGCAGCCGAAAUUUCUUCCGAUUUUCAUCGUAGCAUUGAAAUUUGGCGGGUGAGACAGCAGCACAUUCUUACAAAAAUAGCUUGGUGAGUCGAGGGCAAGUCACUAGUAUGUAAAACUCAACUGAUUUGGUGAAAUGCCCGGUGUAUGAUCAGGCGUUACGGGUGCAGUAUGAAAUGAGUGACACGUGUGGUUUGUCAGUAAUAUUCUUUCAUCCACGUUAAUGUAGAUUAGCCUUACGUAAGCAGUUUCAUAGACCUAAAACCGAGGUGAUAAUAUUGUGCAGAUACUAACAUGCAAACAUUGGAAUCGUGAACUGAUUUCUUUGAAGGUUAUUCAUAUCCUAUCGGACAGUACGGUACUACAGUACCUUCGCACACUUUUAGUCAAAUGUGUAGUUAACGUUAAAUGUGGUACUUGCUUUCAAUUGUCAGUUAAGUGUUUAGUGUUGUGGGAUGGCAGAGAUGUCUGUUGACUUGUAAGGGCACCGCAAGAAACAGUUUAAUAUGGUAUGUGUACUGACAUCCUCUGUCUUUGCUAAAUGGUCAUACAUGUGUAAGCAAGUCUUUGGCAUGUCCUGUUAUGUAAUGGCUAUAAUUAUAGUAAAAGCAGCCUUGAUACAUCUUAUUCCUUUGAUAUACUUCUUUGUACUUCUAUGAAAUUUCAUAUACUGUUCACUUUCAUACAUAUCUUCGCCUCCGAGGGGUAAUCAUCAUGCUAAAACUGUUACGUACUCUUUCUUUGAAGUGAGUAGUUAUAAGUGUCCAAGUACCUUGCAUAUAAAAGCUGUAGUGGGUCCCGAAUACAUAGUAAUACAGAUAAGUUCAGCGACUUUAAGGAAACUGAUUUAUAAGGAUUCUGUAACUAACAGUAUGAUGCUUUUGUAUAUUCUUAUUUGCUAAAAUGGUGAUACAAGUGUUCUGAUACUUUAAAUUCCUGAUACUUUUCUUGGUAAGUCCUGUUGUGCAAUGUCCAGUGACGCAGUCUUUAUUUUGUUCGCAUACUUCUUUGUAUAUUGACUGGUUCGACCUGAAUAAGGGAUCGUAUAACGCUAUUUCAUUGCUACCAGAUCGAGAUGUUUAACACUGCGUGUGUGCAUACACCAUGGUGAUGGUGGCUAUAAGUCAUCAAGAGUCCACGCUACCAGGACACUACAUGCAGUUGGUCUAUAGCCCUGCUUCCCGGAACGCUACGGUACAAUCUUAGAAGCGAACAGCCUCCCUUGUAAUCGUUUUUAGGGGACGGAGGAAGUACGACUCCCCAAGAAACGCCUGCGUGGAAGACUAAGACGCGAAGGCCGCUUUCGAUAAGUGAAAGGACAAUUACCUGAUCAAUAGAAACAGUUGUUGAGAGAUUGAGAGAAAUAGUUGUUGCCUAUCAGAAACAAUAUAUAAACUUUUUUUAAAACUUUUAUUCACAGCUGCACGGACAAGCCUAACAAAACUGGUCACAGGUAAAUUUAUAUUAUGUAGCGUUAUUUCUAUAACAAGAGUUGUAUAAAUAAAACAACAAAAACAAAGUAAAUAAAUGACGUUGAUAACUCAAGUACGUUUUAAGCAAAGAACACCUUUUCCGUGUUUGCAUUGCCUGAUAUAAACAAGAGAGGGUUUGGGAGGAUUCGGGACAGUUAUGCAAAUCCGAGACAAAGUCGAGGGUUUGCGUAACGGUCUUCCAACCCCUCGAGUGUUUAUAUCAGUCCAUGCAAACAAAGAAAAAAAAGUUUUCUAUUGCUUUUUUAAAUUAAUUUUCCCGUUUUCAGUUCUUGUUUUUCAGAAGAGAUACUUUCCAAAAUACGGAUUUUUCUGCUUAAAUUGUUAGCUUAAGCGAAAAAAAUUGACAGAGCAAGUUUGUAAAGAUUUUCCAAGUUUCAGCCGACGACGAAAUGGGUAAAGUAAACUUCUAGAGGUUUCAACUCAGGCCCCUUUCGAAUUCGUUUGUGUAUGUUUAGUGCGCGAAAAGCAAAACACUUUGACGUCACAACUGCGUUUACAUACUCUCAUGCAAACACUCCUCUCGGCCAAUCAGAGCGCGCGUACUUACUUAGUCAUUUUAUAAUUUGUAAUCUAAAUUUGAAAUCUCAAAGUCAAACUCCUUUGGUUAAAAAAUUUAUCAUAAUUUACCUGUAACCUACAUAUAAGAACCUGUAUGAUCUUACCUGGCUAAACAUGUUUUUGUAUUUUUGGGUAUUAAAGUGACAUAUUUCUUCUAGGACUUUCUUAACCCACUAGGUUUUUAAACGUGGGUUUUACUGUAUCUGGGGAGGUGAAUAUUUAAGAGAUCAGAUCUACCAAUCCUGAGGGCUUAGAUAUUCUUCCAUGUUCAUUCCCGAGGACUGUGGUCUCCAGGGAUUUAUACAAUCUAACGAUUUGUAAUUUUCGUUUCAUUGUUAUCAUCAUUAUUGUCUUUAUUUUCUUCAGUGAUAGACACAUCUGGUCAACAAAAAAGAACUGAAGAACAACUGAGAAGGACGAAGGAGCAACUACAACUGAAAGAUGAGCAGCUUAAAAUAAACGAGAAGAAACUGCGAGAAAAAGACAAGCAAGUUGAGGAGAAAGAUGAGCUACUGAGGAGGACAAAAAACCAACUGAGUGUGAAAAGUGAGCAAAACCAGCGUUUACAAAGACAGUUGAGCACUUUAGAAGGUGAUAAAAAGAAAGAAAGCGCUAAAUUCCAAGAACAAUUAAAUGUGAAGGUGCAAGAACUGACCGACUUACGAAAAGAGUUAAGAGAUCGUGAACAAGAUAACGUUGUGCUCGAAAAAGACCUUUUCACAGCUAAAGAAAAAUUAACUGAAUAUGAAAGUCAGUUAAAGGCACGUGACUGGGUCCUUUGCCGAGAUGACGUUCAGUUAAGUGAUGAAAGUCUGGGCGCGGGGGCGUUAGGACGAGUUGUGAAAGGUAGAUAUUGUGGCUGUGUUGUGGCUAUAAAACAGCUUCAUCAACUGACUCUUACUCAACGAGAGCGCCGUUUGUUUGAACGGGAAAUGGAUAUAGCCUCAAGGUGCCGCCAUCCUUGUUUGUUACAAUUCAUUGGGGCUACCCAAGACGAAAGGCCUCUGUUUGUUACAGAAAUCAUGGAAAAAAGUUUACGAAAAUUGUUAGGGGAGCGUCAAAAACAGAAUCAACAUCUCACCGAAACAGAAAUCAUUUUUAUAUCUUUGGAUGUUGCUCGAGCCCUAAACUACCUUCAUCAACGAAAACCUGAACCAAUUGUACAUCGUGAUGUGAGCAGCGCUAAUGUGUUGCUGUGGAAACAGAAUAACCAGUGGAGAGGCAAACUGGGGGAUUAUGGAACUGCAAAAUUUCUUCAAGAAACUAUGACAGUUGCUCCUGGAGCUAUGAUUUACGCCGCGCCUGAAAUAGGUUGUCCUUUCAAGCAAACUGUGAAGGUAAGUCUAUUAUAUGGAAUCAGUUGGUAA